Abrus precatorius (Indian licorice) is the source of this 449-nucleotide messenger RNA. RefSeq lists its product as uncharacterized. The transcript is spliced from 2 exons. Lineage: Eukaryota; Viridiplantae; Streptophyta; Magnoliopsida; Fabales; Fabaceae. The record is from RefSeq and is a predicted model, not a curated record. The coding region runs from base 1 to 177 and encodes 58 amino acids.
AUGCCUCAUAGAACCCGACCCAUGACAGCACUUUUGUUGUUCACUGCUCUCAAUGCAGCUUUGUCUACAACCAUUACUCCAGUCUAUGAUUUUGUUUGCUUUCUUCCCUACUGGGAAAGAAGGAGGGAAAGACGUCGUCAGGAACGUGAAGCUACUAUAGCUAACAGUUUCAAAUAAACCGUUGCUGGAUCUACUUGGAGAACCAUUUUAGACUAGGAUUUUUAUUGCCUUCUCUUCAUCAUGUAAAUUAUUUCUUUUAAAAUAUCUGUUUCUGUACUUCAUUUAGCCAAUGUGACCAUAUAACUACAGUUCGUUGGCGUUGUGGCUUGAGGUUGGGAAAUCAAAAGAUCUCUUAUGAAGCAGCUCGCCUUAAAUAAAUGCAUCAUAAACAUUAUUUGUGAGUCUUCGUAUUGUGAAUGGGUUAUGAAGUUCGGUAUGUGGUUGGCUAA